AUGAUUGAUACAGUGUCUGCAGUAUAUGACUCCCUUUUAUCGCUGGGUGGCGAUAAGCUCAUUUCAAAUGCGAUGUUGGUUCACAUAGUCAUGUCGAAGGUUGAUCCCACUACUCGGUUAAAGUGGGAGGAGCAACUUGACUAUGAUAAGCUGCCGCUGAGGGCUGAGUGUGAAGCUAUGCUAAAUAAAAGGUACCAGCAUUUAUCAGCUGAAGAAGCUUCCUCAUCCCAACAAAGGCCAAACAAUGAAGAUACGCGGCAGAAAACAAAAAAUCCACUGCCGAUUUGCCUUCACUGUGGUUCUAAGGACCAUUAUUUGACAGCUUGUCCAAAAUUCCAAGCGCUUACUGCACUUAAAAGAUUUGAAUUUGCAAAAUCUAUUUCCAUGAGCAUAAAUUGCUUGCGCAAGGGACAUACGGUCUCAAAGUGCAAAGCAGAUCGCUGUGGUGUAUGCAACCGUUCGCAUAACAACAUGCUGCAUCAAUAUCCGAUCUCCUUUGAGACCGUGCCGCAACCUUCGACGUCACAGGCCAUGCAUAUUAGCAGCCUGCCUGACCGAGUCAUAUUAGCUAGAGCCGUAGUUUAUGUAAAGGCCAGCUCCGGUGUUUACGUGCAAGCGCGAGCUCUACUUGACUCCGGUUCUCAAGUCAACUUUACGACCGAAGAGCUUAUGCAGAAAUUGCGAAUCCGAAAAGAAAAAUUCGCUCUAAAUAUAGUUGGAAUUUGUAAUUCAAGUAAAAAGGUCCAAGGCAAACUAAAAACCUAUAUAAAAUCGAGGAUCAACAGUUUUGAGUUUUCUGCGGACUUUUGGGUAACGCGUUCGAUAUCAGUCAAUCACCCAGAUCGGACUGUAAACACAAAUGGCUGGAAAAUCCCACAAAAUAUUGAACAAGCUGACCCAAGUUUCUACAAAUGUCAUAAAAUAGACAUACUUUUAGGAGCUGAAAUAUUCUUUGAUCUGUUAUCGGUGGGUCAGAUCAGAACCAGCCCAAGGCAGCCAACGCUGCAAAACACAGUGCUAGGCUGGAUAAUUUCAGGCAGCUAUGCCACAAAUAAUAGCUCCAGUGCCCAAGUAAGUAGCACAUUAUGUCAAUUUGAAGAAAGUGUUGGUAGCAUUGAUGCAAUAAUUCGAAAAUUCUGGGAAUUGGAAGAAAUUACUGCACAAGUAAAUUCCACACAACUGACUCCAGAGCAGGCUAAAUGUGAGGCAUUUUUUUCGAAAACCACACAGGUUUUACCAUGUGGAAGGCUUCAAGUCAGACUGUCUUUCAAAACCGACCGUAAAUUACUCGCUCAUUCGUAUGAAACCGCAGCUCGGCGGUUUCAGGCCCUGGAGAGAAGGACGCUUAAAGAUCCAGUACUGCGUAAAAUGUACCUCGACUUCAUGCAUGAGUAUCUCGAAUUGCGGCAUAUGAGUCCAAAAAAUAAUCGACUCCCGAGUGAGCCGCACUAUUUCAUUCUGCACCAGUGUGUGUUAAGACCGCAGAGCACAACUACCAAGUUGCGCGUAGUUUUUGAUGCUUCGAGUCGGUCAUCAACACAAGUUGCGUUGAAUGAAGCCUUGAUGGUCGGACCGAUCGUUCAAGAGGAGCUUUUUACGACCCUCCUUCGCUUCCGAUUGCACAAAUAUGCCAUGACUGCCGACAUCACGAAGAUGUAUCGUCAAAUAUUGGUGCACGAAGGCGACAGGAACUUCCAGCUCAUAGUGUGGAGACAGGAUCCAUCGAAGCAUUUGAAAAUAUUUCGACUAAACUCCGUAACAUACGGCACAGCGCCUGCACCAUUACUCGCCACACGGUGGCUGCAAAUGCUAAGCGACAAAAAUAAAGCCAAAUAUCCGCUCGGUUCCAAAGUCAUUCCUAAUGAAUUUUACGUCGACGACCUAUUAACAGGAUCCAACAGUAUGGAAAGCCUCACCCAGAUACAUCAGGAAGUAACUACAAUUUUAGAAUCAGCAGGCCUGAAAUUAGCAAAGUGGUUUUCCAAUCAUACAAGCUCAUCGGAUAGUGAGAGUCUCCAAAAAUUAUUGCAUCUCAGCGAUACUGACUCUACCAAAACGCUGGGAAUACACAGGCAGCCGAAAGAUGACAUUUUUCGCUUAAUUCUGGAAGAUAAUUUUAGCGAGCUGCGAGCAACGAAACGUAAUAUUUUAUCAGUUUCCGCUCGCGUCUUUGUCCCUCUUGGUUUGUUAGCCCCGCUAGUCACCAAAGCUAAAAUUUAA
Anastrepha ludens (Mexican fruit fly) is the source of this 2220-nucleotide messenger RNA. RefSeq lists its product as uncharacterized. The transcript has a single exon. Bases 1 to 2220 code for a protein of 739 amino acids. NCBI's taxonomy places the organism in Eukaryota, Metazoa, Arthropoda, Insecta, Diptera, Tephritidae. The record is from RefSeq and is a predicted model, not a curated record.